Messenger RNA from Paramacrobiotus metropolitanus, 510 nucleotides. RefSeq lists its product as uncharacterized. The record is from RefSeq and is a predicted model, not a curated record. The transcript has 4 exons. Lineage: Eukaryota; Metazoa; Tardigrada; Eutardigrada; Parachela; Macrobiotidae. Bases 76 to 507 code for a protein of 143 amino acids.
GUUCGUAAAAUUGAAUGCAAACGUAAAGCAGUCUAAUAUGGUACCAACUUUAUUCUACUGCUGGGUAGUAAUACCAUGAUUUACCGUGGACGCUACCUUGUCAGAUUAUCCACAGCAAAAACAUUUGCGGCUUUUGUUAUAAUUCUGUUAUCCCUCGAAUACGUUUUAGGGUUCCGGUGCUGGUGCGAGAAUAUAAUCGGAUGUGGAAAAAGAACAGAUAUUCAAUGUCGACAAUCGGAAUUAACAGCCGGUGCCAGUUGCCUUAUGAUCAUACGGGCCGGAGGCGAUACGAUAAGAGCAUGUGGAGGAUCAAGAAUGCCUGAUCUGUGUUUCCAUAGCACACUGACCGAAACAACAACAUGCUCCUGUAGCACGGAAUUCUGUAAUCAAGCUCCACGUUCACUGGUCCCUUUACCACUGUAUAUCAUGCUUACUUGUACAUCAGUACUUACGAUGCUUGAAAACUUCUUGCCAUCAAACGUUUUAUGGCAUACGAAAGGAGGAUGAAUA